GCCUACAGCUGGCUUUUAAAGCAAAUAUUUUAAUAAAAAACACUUUCAGUCAUUACUCUUCCAUUUAAGACUGCAGAAGUUCGGGACUGGGUAAGAGGAGCAGAAGUUUGCCCAGCAGAAGUUGCUCUGAAUCAGAGCUCUACACCCACCAUGUUGCCCUGUGGACCAGCUUUGUCCUUUGUUCGGUGUCUGGUGAGGAAGAAGAAUGUCAGCAGUGAAAGUUCUGAGGACUCCAAGCUGUGCCGAUGCUUAUCGACGUUGGACCUUAUAGCCCUGGGAGUAGGAAGUACCCUUGGUGCUGGUGUUUAUGUCCUUGCUGGAGAAGUAGCCAAAUCCGAUUCUGGACCUAGCAUCGUUGUUUCUUUCCUCAUUGCUGCACUGGCAUCUGUGAUGGCAGGUCUCUGCUACGCCGAGUUUGGUGCUCGUGUUCCCAAGACUGGUUCUGCAUAUUUGUAUACUUAUGUAACUGUUGGUGAACUGUGGGCUUUUAUCACUGGUUGGAACCUCAUUUUAUCCUAUAUUAUAGGUACAUCAAGUGUAGCAAGAGCCUGGAGUGGCACCUUUGAUGAACUUCUUGGAAAACAGAUUGGUCAUUUCUUCAGAACCUACUUCAAAAUGAAUUACUCUGGGCUAGCAGAGUAUCCUGACUUCUUUGCUGUAUUCCUUAUAUUACUUUUAUCAGGUCUUUUAUCUUUUGGAGUAAAAGAAUCUGCAUGGGUGAAUAAAAUUUUCACUGCUAUUAACAUCUUGGUCCUACUCUUCGUUAUGAUUUCUGGUUUUGUGAAAGGAGAUACUGACAACUGGAAAAUAAGCGAAGAACAUCUCAUAAACCUUACUGCAUUAACAGAGAAUUGGUCAUCCUGGGAGAACGUGACAAGUAUAUAUGGGAGUGGAGGCUUUAUGCCAUAUGGCUUCACAGGAACAUUGGCUGGUGCUGCAACCUGUUUUUAUGCUUUUGUAGGAUUUGACUGCAUUGCAACAACUGGAGAAGAGGUCAAGAAUCCUCAGAAAGCCAUACCCAUAGGAAUUGUGGUAUCCUUGCUUGUCUGCUUCAUGGCCUAUUUUGGGGUUUCAGCUGCACUGACACUUAUGAUGCCAUACUAUCUACUAGAUGAGAAAAGUCCUCUGCCAGUAGCAUUUGAAUUUGUUGGAUGGGGUCCUGCAAAAUAUGUUGUAGCAGUAGGAUCCCUCUGUGCUUUGUCUACAAGUCUUCUUGGAUCCAUUUUCCCAAUGCCACGUGUAAUCUAUGCUAUGGCGAAGGAUGGGUUGCUUUUCAAAUGUCUAGCUCAAAUCAGUUCCAAAACGAAGACCCCACUAGUUGCUACUCUAUCGUCUGGUGCAGUAGCAGCUAUCAUGGCAUUUCUGUUUGACCUAAAGGCUUUAGUGGAUAUGAUGUCUAUUGGUACACUUCUUGCUUAUUCACUUGUGGCAACCUGUGUCCUCAUUCUUAGGUACCAACCCAGUUUAACCUAUGAGCCACCAAAAUAUUCUCCAGAAAAAGCAGCUUUGGCUGCAUCUGAAAGGGAAUCUGCAGUAAGUGAAUCACAGAUAAAUAUGAUACAAGAGAAUCACUUCAGUCUUCAGGCCCUGAUGAAUCCAUCCAGUUUACCUACUAAGCAGACUGCAACUAUUGUUAACUUUUUAGUGGGACUCUUAGCUUGCUUGGUUUGUGGCUUGAGUGUCCUCGCUACCUACGGGAUUCAUUGCAUUGCUAACUUGGAGCUCUGGAGUAUUGUCAUUCUUGUUGUGUUGGUGGUGUCCUUCAUAGUUACCAUUCUCCUCAUCCAAAGGCAGCCUCAGAGCCAGCAGAAAGUGGCCUUUAUGGUUCCACUAUUGCCAUUUUUGCCAUCAUUCAGUAUCCUUGUAAAUAUUUACUUGAUGGUACAAUUAAGUGGAGACACUUGGAUCAGAUUUAGCUUCUGGAUGGCACUUGGCUUCCUCAUUUACUUUGCUUAUGGCAUCAGGCACAGUCUCGAAGGUCAUCGUAGCGACGGAGAUAACGACUCUUGUUCAGAGAAUAGUGGGUUGCAAGAAAAGAACCCUGUGGAAGAAGCAGAUGAACCUGAAAAUUCAAAUGAACAUGAUCAAUUUCUUGCACAUGAGAGGACAAGUGAAUGUUAAUCUGUUAAUCUGUGCAAACAUACAAGUAUUUUAAACCUUUAACUGACAUUUUACUUGCAGACUGAAAUUUCAAAUCUUUCUGCCAACAUUGUCCCUCUUGAAAGUGUUUACUACAAGGCCUGGAUGAUAUUUUGGACAAGCUGCUAAUCCAUCUUCAUCAUUUCAGAACUGACAGUAUGGAGAUUAAUAUUUAAAUUGAAAAAACAAACAAGAGAAGUACCCUUUGGCAAGCAAAAAUUUGGGUGCAUUGUUUGAACUGUCAUCCCAAAUCACUGGUAAUCACAAAAUAUGAAGAAUUUUAGAGCUGCCUGCAAGAAGUUCUGAAUAUUUGACACUGCAUUGUGAACACAAGUGCCUCCCGUAGCUUCUCCUUAUCUCUGUGACAUGUUUUGGUCUCAAUCUAAUAGCUCUCUUCUUUCUACAGAAGUAAAUGCCAUGGGAGAUAAAUUGCAGACAGACCUGGAAAGUAUUUCCAGAAUGAAUGGUAAAUGUACAGAUCUGAUACUUUGCAAAAAGUAGAGGAACAUGUAUUUAUGUAAAAAGAAAAAAUUGUUUACCUUUGUUAAUCAGUAGUCAUGGCGACCUCAAACAGUAAAGAUACUUCAGAGGGUUUUAGUCCUUCUAAAUAGUAUUCAAGAUUUCUAUUUAUGUGAAUUCCUUUAUUUUCAGAGCUGCUGUGUGUAGAAAAUGUUCCCAAGAGCAGCUAUGUUGUUUUCUGCAAAAGCAUCUGGGAAAUAAUCUGUUCACGGUAAUGACAGUGACAUUCAUACGCAAUUUAGCAUGUAUUUUGCUUUUGAUUUCAGAAGGUACAGGAUUUUAUUCCUGACUACAUAAUUUGGUACCUACAUACAGCAGUCAUCAAGUUUUCCUCCUUACUACUCACUUAUUCCCCCUAUAUGUUCUUCUCCUUUAUCAUGUGCCAAAGCUGAUAUUUCUGAGAUUAGUUGUUACACAUUGCUUCUCCUCAGAAAAAUUAAUGCAUAAAAUCUCAGCUUCCUUUUAAGAUGGAUAGGGAAGUUAAAAAAAAAAAAAAAAAAAAAAAAAAAAAAGAGGCCCAGGCUUUGGAAAAAAUAUUAAUCAAAACAGUAUUUCAGUGCUUCACUAAGCCUUAAGCAUGUGAGCACAGCAGUUUUGCAGUUUUUUGUGAGCCAAGCCUCCACCCACAAAUCCAUUCACACGGGUAGGAUGUCCAAAUACUAAUUUAUGUAAAGAACCAAAUUAUUGUAGCAAUGCUGGGUGAACAAUUAUUUUAAGGCUGGUGAAAACGGAAACUGUUAUUUCAGCAUAAAACUCAUGUUACCUAGUCACCCAGAUAUUUUAGCACUUUUUCUCAUCAAGUAGUAGGCUCAAGUCCUGUGAAGUAUUCCACAAUAUGAAGUUAUGUUGCAAGAAUGUAUUUAUAAAAAUAACUUGCCUAAAGUAAGAACUGUCUUGGACUUUGUCACGGAGAGUUGCAAUCUGUUGCCAGUACAAAUCAUUGGUAUUGAUCUCUGUUGUUAGGUAUAAAAACUUUAGAUCCUGUAAGAGCUAUGUUCGUUGACAGUGAAAAGCACCUUACUUUUUAUAAUAGCUGGAAUUUCACGCACACAGAGAAAAAAAAAAAAAAAGAGAGAGAAAAAAAAAAGAAAAAUAAACUAGUUAAGCUG
This is a messenger RNA of Tyto alba (common barn owl), 3767 nucleotides long. RefSeq names its product solute carrier family 7 member 2 (gene SLC7A2). Gene Ontology annotation, molecular function: amino acid transmembrane transporter activity. Gene Ontology annotation, cellular component: plasma membrane. The record is from RefSeq and is a predicted model, not a curated record. Lineage: Eukaryota; Metazoa; Chordata; Aves; Strigiformes; Tytonidae. Bases 151 to 2121 code for a protein of 656 amino acids. Gene Ontology annotation, biological process: amino acid transport; transmembrane transport. The transcript has 12 exons.